UCUUGGAUGAGACCCAAGUUGGUUCCGGUCCCAUCAUUCCGGUUUUUGGGAAAGCAACUCAACUUGUUUUGAGAGAUGUAGUGGCCACGUCAGGGUCCCAAAUAGUAUUUCAGUCCACUGGUGACUCGGUUUUGCCACCCAUCAUUAACGGUGUGGAGCUGUUUUCGAUAAGUAACAGCCGGAAUGGUGGAGGUGGAGGUGGAGGCCGAAGCCAAAGCAGCGGUGGUAAUAAUGACUUUGGAGGUUAGUCUUUAAUUUUAGUUUUAAGUGAAAUAAUAGUAUAAUAUUGACCAAUCAAACCAUAAACCCCCCAUCACCUUUUGCUUGAAACAUAUUAAUAUAUUUUGUUUCAUAUAAUGGUAAGUUUUUUUUUUGGGUGCAAGUAUAAUGGUAAGUUAGUAACUAAUUAUGUUCGGGAGGAGUGGCAACAUAACUACGAACGUUUUUAAUCGUAGAAUUCCCCUUAUUUAUUUAAUGUGACACUAUUUUCUAAUAUGAAAUGUAUGGAUUGUCAAAAUGAACUAUAACUCAUGAACUAACUCAAUUCAGCUUGAUUUUUCAUGAGCACAAAUUCUAUUUUUUAAGUUCAUUUAAUAAAUGAGUUUAAUGAACGAGAUUAAUUAGAUCACGAAUUAUAUGAACGGUUUUUAUGAACAUGAGCCAAUUCAUGAGCUUAGUCAUUUUUAUACUUAAAAUUAUAUAUAUAUCUUAUGUAAAAAAGAUAAUUUGUAUAUUAUCAUAUUUAUCUUUUAAAAUUAAAAUGUAAAACCAAAUUUUUUAAAGAUAUAUAUUGAAAAUUUAUAAUAAAAUUUUAUAUACUCAUCAUCUCAUAUAUAUCUUUAAAUUUAGAUGUAAAACAAAAUAUUCCUAAGAGAUAAUUUAGAAAUUACUCGUAAUUAUCUUACUUAAUAUUUUGUUUUCAUUUAAAUUUUAUAAAACAUAGAUAAGUAAUAUAGAAAUCAUACUUUUAAUUUUAUAAAACUUAUUUUAAUAUUUUAGUUUAUGAUAAUUAAUUUUUUAUAAUAGAUCGCAAGCUAGCUCGUUUAUCUCAUGAUCUAAAUGAUAUGAGUUCAAGUUUACAUAUUGAAGUUCAAUUAAUAAAUGAGCUAAGCUGAGCUACCUUAUGAUAGAUCUGAACUUACUAAGAGUUGAACUGAGUUGAGCGAGUUAGCUCAUUUUGACACCCCUAAACGUAAUUCAUACAUGAUCCACACUAUUGAUUAAAAAAAACAAUUGCGAGCAGAAAUCAUCCGUAGUUAAGGAUUUUGCCCGAUUUCAUUCGGCAAAUAACUCCUCGUUUUAAUAAUGGUAUAAUACAUAAUUUAAUUUUACUAUCUUUACACAAAAUAACUAACUGGACACCCUUCUAUGAUGGCUAUAGGUGAGGCAAAAAACAAUGGAGGAAAGAAGAAGAAAAACAAAUUACCACUCAUUCUUGGAGUUGCGUUCGCCUCUGCGUUUGUAAUUCUCUCAUCAACGUUUGGAGCUAUUUUCUUGAGAAAGCGUCAAAAUACUAAGCCACAGUCCAAUACCACACCAACUACGUCCACAGGUAUGUAUAUAUAUAGUUGAUGACUAAGCGUUACGUUGAUAUUACUGGAUUAAAAAAAGUAGCACUGAUGACAAGUAAUCGUUACUAUCUGUAUAUUUUCAAGAGAAUGGGACAGGCACUGGAAUGUCACCUCUAGUUGAACAGCAAUUUGCUAGUGAUGCAGACCACUCUUAUGUUGUUCAAGAUGAUCAUCACUGACAUUGGUUCCUAGUUGUCAACGAGCUACAUCCAUGUGUUUUUAUUCUACUUUUAAAAUUUAUGAUAUUUUUCUUUAUAAAUAGUAUUCUGUUUAAUUGUUAUCCGACCAACAAUUGUUAUUAAACUCAUGUUUUCAUCACAUUCUUUUUAAAGAUAUGGGCAUUACCACUGAUUUCAGUGAUCCAAGAUGGUUUUUUUAAUAUUUUCUAUAUACACGAAUAUGGAUCAUGAGAGUUCCAAACCGGAUAGAUCAUGAUAUUAAAAUUAAUUGUAGUACAUAUGGAAAAGAAGGAAGUAGGUAAUGCAUGCCGGAGUUGGUCAGACUUUUUUAAUUUAAAUAUAUAUAUAUAUAUAUAAUCUAUAUAUCAUUAAUUAUUAUAAGAAAGUUGGCAGUUACAUAUAUCUCGUUAAAACAUAUAGUCAUACACAUUGCAAAAAGAAAGAGUUUGAAGCAACAAGUAAAUAAUUUGAAAACUUAUUAUAAACCCUGAUGUAGUUCAAGCUAGAAAGCUGAACUAUAAAGUCAUCACAGAAGCUUUAGCCAUAGCCCACGUCGACCAUGCUUUCCAUUUACGUGUCUUCCUCUACCCUUAGCUUGUAGCUGCUAUCUCAGUUGCCUUACAUGCAUAUUGCAACAACCCACUUCUGAAGAUUUUUAAUUUCAAAGAAAAUGGAUCAAGAGCGAUUUUUCUACAAAGGAAUUAUUUCUCUAAAUGUGGAAACACUUGAUUUCUUCUAUCGAGUUGAAACAAAUGUGGUCUAAGCCUCUAAGAAAGUAUUCGAUUAGAGAGGAAAAAGCAGAACAUUGACUUUCUCUGAACGGGUGGUUAUUGUCUUGCGUCUUGCGGGCUUGUUGCUCGCAUUAGCGUCAAACCAACGAAGAUUACAAAGCGGUUAAGUUGUUGUUGUUUAUUUCUUUGUGUGUCAAAUAAAACCUCAAAUUGUGUGCAAUAACUGUAUCAGUGUCAAAAGGUCAAAACCGUGUUUGCUAUAUAGUAUCGUAACUGGAAAUUAUUCGAUUAAUUAAUUAAAUUUUUUUUGUUUGCUAAGAAAACUAAUUAAUUUGCAACUUGCUGAUAAAAUAGACUAACUUGCCGGUCACACUAAGUGAUCAGAAUUAAAUAAAUCGACAACCACGAAAUGUUUAUUUGGUCAGUCAAACAAACAUGGUAGAGGGAGCUCAUGAGAACCCUAAAAUUGAUUACUAAAAGAAACAACAACAAUGCAUAUUCCUGACACUGUAGCAUGAGUUUGAAAAGGUCAAGAUUAAAAUGCACAUAAUGUAGGAAUAUCCUGUACUUGCCGGUUGUUGAUAAAAUUAUUAUUUCUCAGCUGGACAAUAAAAAUGUCAAAGCUAUAAAAUGUUUUCGUGUUCGAUUCCAACUUGGUUUUAAGAUACUAAUAGACAGCUAAAUUCUGCAGAUAUAUCAUAUAUAAAAAGAUGCGUGCACAGAUGUUGUAUAGAGAGCAUUAGUUGAAAAAUUAGCUCCCACCAUGGCUACUGAUUCUCUUUUUCUUCUCUUUUUUCUUUCCAUCAUAACCCUCUCUCAAGCGAGUAAGUAAACUCUCUACUAACUUGUAAUUAAACUCUUCGUUUAAAUAGUUUUCAAUCUUACAUAUUGUAAGUUCUUUCUUAGAACCCAACCAAGUUAGUUUAGUACACCAAAAAAGUCUUGGAUUUAAUCGUUAAUCUGAACACCUUGGUCGGGAUCAAUCGACAUGAUUAAAGGGUCCUUUUCAUGUUUUAUUUUCGUCGACUUGUGUUUAGUCUUUUGUAUAUGAUGCGGUUUCCUAUAAACGUUUACGAAAGGCUUUUGUUAUCAUAUGGUCACAAAGAUCUAUAUAACGACUUUUUUUCAAAAAAAAAAAAGAUCUAUAUAGCGACCGUGUGAAAUUUUCCGAAACCCCAUCACACAUUAAGCGUGAAACAAAUGUCUUAGUCACGUUUUUAUAAAUGAUGAUUUUUCAGAAAACUUCUUACUGCAGAUUAUUUUAUGCUAGGUUCUAAAUUCACUUUAUCUACAACAGAAAAAAAAAAUCAUCAUUUAUUCAAUUACACAAUUUUUUUAGUUACGUUGUUAUAUCAAAUAGCACUUCAUUAUUUGCCUCAAAGUUGGAUACAUAAUCCAUUUUUAGCUAUAUAUGAUUCACAUCAUCAUCAUCAUGACACUAUCAUGAUUCAUGCAUGCAUGAUCAAUUUCAGGUGUAAACAUAGACUGUGGAACGUCAUCAUCGAGCCUAGACGCCAACAACAUAAAAUGGGUCGGGGACAAAGACUUCAUCACAUCCGGAGAAUCGGCCACAGUUUCCUCCACAACCGUAGAGAAAUCCCUCACCACACUCCGGUACUUCCCAACCGGUGAAUCCAACUGCUAUAACAUUCCGGUAACAAAAGGGGGAAAGGUUCUAGUGCGCACGAUGUUUUACUAUGGGAACUACGACGGGAAGGCUUCAUCCCCAACCUUCAGUGUAGUGUUCGAAGGGAAACACCGAGGCACCGUAUCGAUAUCUUCGGCAUUCGAGCCUUACACUUUAGAACUGAUAUUUUCCCCAGCCAGCGGAGAGACAAGCGUAUGUUUUGUGCGCACCUCUUCGUCAUCAAACCCGUUUGUAUCAUCCAUUGAAGUUGCUGACUUGGCCGAUGGCAUGUAUGACGAGCUUGGUCCCGGUGAAGGUUUAUUUUACCAACAACGAGUUGCGUAUGGGACAACAGAAACUAUAAGAUCGGAUCUUUACGGUAGGUUCUGGCUGCCUUCCGAGAUAAACAUAUUGUUGACAGGAGUACCGUCAGCAGCUGCAUCUAUCGAUACCUCUGAUGCAUCAAACAAGCCGCCUGAGUCCAUUCUUCGUAACUCUUGGAAUGGGGAAAGCUUAACACUAUUCGACGCCACUCUUCCUACGGGAGGAGUUCCUGUUUACUUGGCUAUGUAUUUCUCGGAGCCACUCGAAAUGAGUGUACGAUCGUUCAACAUUUUGUUUGGCAGUAAGAAAGUUGGUACGGGUCCAAUUGUGCCAGUGUAUGGAAAAGCUACCCAAGUGGUAGUGAGAGACGUCGUGGCCAGCUCAAGCUCCCAGCUAGUGUUCCAGUCCACAGCUAGUGCACUUUUACCCCCCAUGAUAAAUGCGUUGGAGCUCUACGUGAUAAGUUCUGGUACAAGUGGAGAUGGAAGCGGUAAUGGAAGUGGAAGCGGAUCAGGAACAGGUGGAGGUGGUGGGGAAGGUGGAGGAGGCGGAUCUGGGAGUGGCGGACCUGCAGGCUCUGGUGGGACUGGAAAAGGGGGAGGAAGCAAUGAAGGGAGCUCAGGUGGGUCAAACAAUGAAGAAAAGAAAAGUAAACUGCCAAUUAUAGUCGGUGCGGUAUCUGCGGUAGUGUUUGUUAUUAUUGUAUACGUUAUCGUUGCUAUUUUCUUGGCGAAACGUCGCAAAGGAAGGCUGCAAGGACUAACAUUGCCAACGUCUACAGUUUCUCAAACGGGUACUGGACCAUCCCCUCUAUUUGGACAACAGACGGGGAACGACGCGAACCAGUCAACAAAUGAGGCAGACAUGGGAGAUAUCGACGACCUGAUUGGAGUGAACCAAUCGUAUGUAACACAACAACAUUGAACUUCUGUUUGAUAUAAAUAUUUUUAACCUUCAAUAGUUCAAUUGUAUGGCUUUCCAAUGACUUUUCUUUUUCCUUCUAAAUUGCGAGAUGUUUUUUGUUCUUUAUGGUUUUUUUUUUAAAUAAAGUUGUUCUUUAUUGUUAAUCACAUUCAAUUAUUUAUGGGAAAUUACUUGAUGUAUGCAAAAAACACAUUAUAGUUCACUAACUAACCGAACAAAAAUUAUCCCCUAUCAUUUCUACAAUAUAUACCAUAUUGACCUUUAUAUUUAUUUCUUUAUUUUUUUUAGUUUUUGCUCAUUUUUAUCCCCUUCAAUCUUAUUUCCUAAAUAGUCUUUAAAGUAUAUAAAUUCAUAUAUUUUAAAAUUCAACUGCAAAACAUAAUCUUCUAAUACAUAUAACAUGAUUUGAAUUUUUUAAAUCAUAUACUUUUUCAAAAAAUUAAACACCCACCAUUGACGAAACUGGACUGAGAUGCGGCGCCACAAUAGAUAGAAAGAACAUGAAAACAAAAAACUAAAGAGAACGUUUUCUAUGAUUCGACUUCCGUUGCAGAAGAAAACCCUCUUUAAUAGAAGUCAAAUAAUAUGAGCAUUUUGAUAGAAACUGAAUCGAUUCAUCAAGCUGAGGAAGAUAAUUGGUUUUGGUACCAAAACGUUUUUCGCAAAAAGAGAGAUUAAAAUAAAAGAAGUAAUUGCAUAUAUUUUAAUGACAUGAUCUAAAUAUUUUCUUCAAAUGAAUGACAUGUCAUUAAAUUUGUAUUUGAUUGGUUGAUUAAACAUGUUGAUGUGGACACUCUAGAUGUUGAUUAUAUUAUCUUUUUAGUAUUGUAAGAUUUGUGAGGUUGUGAAUGUUGGACCUGUUGACAAUCUUAUGGAAAAAAGGAAAAUCUUUAACUAAGUAGAAUUAACUAUUUGCGAGAUAAUGUAGAUGAGCAUUUAAUUUUAUAUUGUUUUAUUUUUAUGACAUGAUAUUAAUUUAAUUAUUAACAUUUAGUGAUAUGUGUUUAAGAUGUCCAAUGUGGUUCAAGUAUGCAAAAUAAGUAUCAAAUUUCUUUAAAUCUAAUGAGGCAUCAUGGUUUGUAUGUAUUGCUCGGGUUUUUUGGUGUACGAGAAUACAAAAAAGGUCUUAUUUUUUUUGUUUUGUUUCUAAGAUUUAAACUGUUGAUAAUAUAUGAUUUUAAUUGAAUAUUUUUAUUUUGUUGAUGUUUCAAGAGCUGUGAUUGUCUCUAAUAACUUCAGUGCCACUGCUAUUCUUUUUGAUCCAAAACUACAAGAAGUGUUUAAUCUCAAUUCAAAGUAACCUAGCGAUGAUUUUGUUAUUUCUAAAGAAGACUUUGAUCCAAAAUCUAUAUAUUUUAAAAUAGAUUUAUAUGAUGAGUUUUUUCCGUUAAGAAUCCACUAAAAUUUAUAAGUAGAAUGAAUGUAUUGAAUGAGGCGUGUUAUGCUUAUUAAAUAUUUUGGUUAUAGCAAUAUAAUGUAGGUUGAACCUAUAAACCUUGAAUUUUUUUUUUGAAAAUGUAGCAUCUACUCUUAUUCAAAACAUUAUAUAAAAAUAUCUCUAAAACUACCGAGCUUGAGCCACGAAUAAAAAAUUAGAAAAAUACCACCACUCUUCGAUAUUGAAAAGAAUUUUGUUAGUCAUAAUUAAUCAAGCAAAUAAUCCAAAUUUUAAAUAAAAUAAUUGUGUUUAGACCCACAAGCCAUUAUAAUUUGAUUAAAAUCGAAUAAAACACACAAAUAAAUUUAAUAUGUAUAUCUAAUUAAAUAAAUUAGUCUGAAUACAAAACCUAAUUCUAUCACUUUUUAUUGAGAAUAUAUAUUAAUCUGCAUCUCACGCACAAGGUGCGGAUCCACACCUAGUUGAGUUUUCCAUUUUUUGAGGAGAGAUCAUUUAAGGAUGGAUUAGCUGAAAGGAUGAUCUUAGACAAGAAAAAAAUCACGGAAUAUCUGUGUGCGUCACCAAAAGCGUAAUUUUGUUUUUGUCAAUUGAGUUCAUUCAAGGAUAACUGAGUAAACCAACGUACGAACAAGCCAUAAACCGGCCAGUAAGAAGAAUAAAGAGGAAAAAAACAAACAAAGGUGCUGUUCCAGAGGGGCCAGAAGUCGCAAGCUUGAUCGAUGGAGUCUGCCUGCACUCUCUGCUUCAUUCAAACAACUGACGAGGGCUUCAGCACACAAGAUAAAUAGGAAUGGAGAUAAGGGAUUACCUUGUCUGAUACCCCUCUCUGGCUUAAUAAGCCAUGUUCAUUCCCAUUCAUGAGGACAGAGAAAGAGACCGAGCUAACACAAGCCAUAAUCCAUUUGAUCCAUCCAUGCGCAAAGCCCGUUUUUUCCAUCAGAAUCUUCAAGAAGUUCCACUGAACUCUAUCAUUGGCUUUUGACAUGUAUGUCUUUAUUGCCAUGAAGCCAUCAGACACUCUAGCAUUAACCUUGAGGCCAUGGACCAUUUCAUGAGCUAUGAGUAUAUUAUCUGAGAUGAGUCUGCUUGAGACAAAGGCUCCUUGAGUCUCUGAAAUAAUACCAUGAAGAAUAUGCUUCAAGCGGUUGCAAAAAAUCUUGGAUACAAUCUUGUACUGAACCGAGAAGAGCCUAAUAGGCCGCAUGUCUGACAUCUUGGACGGGUUUGGAAUUUUAGGGAUAAGACUCAGCUGAGUGUGAUUCCAUCCAUCCGGAAUGUCGUAGCAAAGAAGGAUAAGAUUUAUGAAGUCAAGGAAGGCCCAACGAUGUGCCAAAAGCGCUGGUAAAAGACUCCUGUGAGGCCACCUUCUCUCGGGGCGCUACUCCCUUUAACACUAAAUACUGCCCUCUUAAUCUCAUCUUCUGAAAUAUGAGCCAUCAGAUGCUCAUUCAUAGUCUGCAUCACACGUUCUUGGAACCCAGCAAACAGAGAUUCAAUUUCAAAUGGGUUAGAGCUCAUGAAAAGAUCUCUGAAGUAUUUGACUGAUAUCUCUCCUUUUGCUCCUUCAGAGAAAUGUUCUUGUCCAAGUUCAUCGAGAAGCAUGAGGAUUCUGUUUUCGUGCCUCUUUCCUUUGACACAGUUAUGAAAAAACUUGGUGUUCCUAUCCCCAGAUUUUAACCAUUCUUCUAUGCAUUUCUGUCUCUAGUAGAUCUCCUCUUCCUUAUAAGCAGCCGCAAGCUCUUGUUUUAGUUUCCCCAUAUACGAGAAACAUGGUGAUCUCUUUGCUAUUUCUCGCUCAAGAGCAGAUUUGAGUCGAGUUAUCGUGUUCCUGGAGUUCAAAUCUGCAUGUUUCUUCCACCUCAGAAUCCCUCUACGACAGCGGUUGAUCCUCUCCUUUGUGUUGUUUUGAAGCUCCUCUCGAGAUCCCCAGCAUUCUUUGAUAACAUCCUCUAAGCCCGCUUUCGUUAACAUUCUUUUAUCAAAGAAAAUUCUUCCUCUACCAGAUCGGCUCUUUCUAAUGCAAAACAGAUCCUUAUCGGUCUGUGGUCGGGCGUCCACAUCUCAAGGUAUUCCAUACUAGCUCUAGGAAAGAGGGUAAACCAUUCAUUGUUGCCAAAGCUCCUAUCCAGUUGGCAUUUGACCCACACAUUAUCCAUUUUCCCUCCCCAAGAGAGCAUAUUGCCUGUAAAUCGGACUUCUUUCAGUUUACAAUUCUCCGCCAUGUUCCUAAAAUCCCAAAAGGACGAUUCAGGACGCACAACUCCACCUUCCUUCUCUUCAUUGGACAUAAGUUCAUUAAAAUCACCCACCAACAGUCAAGCCUCAUCUCGUGCUAAGCCAAUAUCUGUCAAAUGCUCCCACACCUCCUGUCUUUUACUCUUAACAGGAUCAUCAUACAGACAGGUCAAAAAGAAUGAGAUUGACCCCAGUGUAACUUUAGUAUCAAUAAUCCUCUUGUCACUACUCAGAAUCUCUACUUUGUAGCUCUCCUUCCACAUGAAGGCCAAUCCUCCACUAAGGCCUAAUGGUUCCAUAGUAAUCAUUUUUCCGUAACCCAAACUCUCUUGCAACUCAAACAUAUAGCCGUUCCUUUUUUUUGUCUCCAUCAAAAAAAGAAAAUCAGGAAAGAACCUUCGAUGCAAGCCCCGAAGGUGUUGAACUGUCUCGUUGCUUCCUGCUCUUUGACAGUUCAAACUCAUAUAACUCAUUGGGGAGGCAGCGGCUUCAAUACGGAAGCCACCGUAGGAUCUGGGGUUUUUGUAUUUUUGUUGUCUGAUGGAAACAGAGGCAGAGUAGGCUUUCGUUUCAUAGCCAUCUGAGAAGGAGAUGUAGAUGAGAUACCAGCUUCCUCUGAUGCUAUAGUAGGUGCCUCGACGUUAGAUUCCUUUUCCACGAAUGAGGCCUCAUCUGCGUCUUUCCCUGGCUCUGGUUCCCAGAGACUCGCCCCUCAGAAGAAGGGCCAAUACGAAAACCCGUGGAAAUUAGAUUAGGGGCAGAGUAAGUAGAGUGUGAUGAGAAGGAUGAUACAUCAUCAGUCUCAUUAUUGCUACUUAUCCUGAGGAGCUUGUAAGGACCCUUGUCUUCCUAGCGAAAUGUUUUGCGCGCAACAUCAGGUUCCUGGUAAUUAAAGACAUGACCUUUACCCUUAUCUAUAUUGCUUGUAAGCCUUGUGAGACGAACAUAAGACUCAGCUUUAUUGUUCUCAAUGCCUUGCCUCACUCGCUGAACAAUAAAGCUGAGUCUUAUGUUCGGAGACGUAAGCAAUAUUGAUAAAGCUUUGUUGAGAGAAUCCACCAUUCUUGUUAGGAGAUUGCAGUCGGAGAGAAUAGAGCACUGGCGGAGAGGAAGAUUUUCAGGAAGCAAGUCUAGCACAAUUGAUGUGAAACAUCCAUUAAUUACGUUAAAUUCGACCACAUUUUUUUGUGAAAUUAUCACAAAGGGAAAAACGUGAUUGAGUCAAGUGAGGAGAAAGGGAAAGAAUGGAGGAAUAUAGAAAGUCUAGAAAAAAGACUAGAUUUAGUGCUCAAGAUUUGGAAAUAAAAUUAAUUGUCCAAAAAAGAAAGACCGAAGCCACAUGCCGGUGAAUAAUGUCCACUCAAUAAAUCGAGAGAAGAGAUUUAUUAGAAAGUAAAAAA
Messenger RNA from Brassica rapa (field mustard), 10390 nucleotides. RefSeq lists its product as uncharacterized. The record is from RefSeq and is a predicted model, not a curated record. Lineage: Eukaryota; Viridiplantae; Streptophyta; Magnoliopsida; Brassicales; Brassicaceae.